AUGGCUGAUAUCAUCGACCUGGACGCCGCCGAAGAGGCGCCAAAGCCCCGCAUCCUCGUCAUCUCGCUCGAAUAUCUAGAGUCCUUCGACGACCUCAUCAACGUAUUCCUGACUCCCAUGCUCGACCUGGCCCUUGUCCAGCGCGUCAAGAAGGCUGCCACGCUCACCCGUCUCCUCACCAAGGAGGAUGCUGAGCCGUACUCCGCCCUCGUCCUGACCGACGCCGCCCUCACCCUUCCCGAGAACCUUCCCCUCUGGGAACAAUGUCUCGCCUACAUGCGCCGCACUGACGCCACCGCCGUGCUCACCGGCCAAGUUGCGUCGUUUGGCCUCCCUGACGACUUGGAUGAGUUAUUUGGUGUCUCGGGCCUGCCCGACUGGAAGUGCGGCAACUACCAGCGCGACGUUGUUGUGCUGAACCCAAAGGCCGACGGGAUCCGCGACGGCAAGCACUUGGACCUCAGCGACAAGAAGAGCCUAAAGGCUGCCUACAGCGCCAAGUCGCUGUGCCUGUCGGGCGUGAAGAUCGAGCACAGGUGGUAUGUUCCCGACCUCAGCGAGGUGGGCGAUGGCAUGGGCAUCGCUGCGUUGCUUGCCCAAGGCCUUAGUGGCUGGGAUCCUGAAAAGGUCGGGCGGCAGGCGGCGGUGGCAUACGGCCCCGUGGGCGAGAAGGGUAGAAUUGGCUGGGUGGGCGAUGUCAACAACGAACCACCCUCGGUCAAGGUCAUUUUGGCCAUGUGCGGGCUUGAUCCGGCCAAGGCGAAUAUUAUCAAUGUUGAGGUGCGGCAGCCUUCCGGUCCAGCUGCAAUGCGGUGGGAUGCUGGAGAAGGACGUUUCGUCAAGGUCUAA
Molecule: messenger RNA, 849 nt
Organism: Sordaria macrospora k-hell
Lineage: Eukaryota; Fungi; Ascomycota; Sordariomycetes; Sordariales; Sordariaceae
Source: RefSeq, a predicted model, not a curated record